Thrips palmi is the source of this 6397-nucleotide messenger RNA. RefSeq names its product protein Tob2 (gene Tob). The record is from RefSeq and is a predicted model, not a curated record. Gene Ontology annotation, molecular function: transcription corepressor activity. The transcript is spliced from 5 exons. Lineage: Eukaryota; Metazoa; Arthropoda; Insecta; Thysanoptera; Thripidae. Bases 201 to 1643 code for a protein of 480 amino acids. Gene Ontology annotation, cellular component: nucleus; cytoplasm. Gene Ontology annotation, biological process: regulation of gene expression.
CCUUUUUAAGAAACUCUAACCUAGAUACCAAGAUAGUACAACCGCGCCGCCCGACGCUCCGUCGGCCCCCUUCUGCCCGCCGAGGCGCCCCAGUCAGCACGGCCGCCACCAUUGCGACCCACGCGCCGCCCGGCCUGCCGCCGCCCGCCCACCAGGACCGGCCGGAGCGGCAGGACCGGCCCGACCCCAUCCUCGCCAAGAUGCACAUCGAGGUGCAGGUGGCGCUCAACUUCGUCAUCUCCUACCUGUACAACAAGCUGCCGCGGCGCCGCGUCAACAUCUUCGGCGAGGAGCUGGAGCGCGCCCUCAAGGACAAGUUCCGCGGCCACUGGUACCCCGAGAAGCCCUUCCGCGGCUCCGCCUUCCGCUGCCUCAAGACCGGCGACCCCAUCGACCCGGUGCUGGAGCGGGCGGCGCGCGAGAGCGGCGUCCCCGUGCAGGACAUCCUGGAGAACCUGCCGCACGAGCUGGCCGUCUGGGUGGACCCCGGCGAGGUGUCGUACCGCAUCGGCGAGAAGGGUGCCGUCAAGAUCCUGUUCAGCGACAAGCACGACCUGUCCGACGACCACCUGGCGGACCGCGAGGUGACCAAGACGUUCAACCCCGAGGCGCAGUGCUUCCGUCCCAUCGAGGCCAUGCAGUCCAUGCAGCCCAUGCAGCACGCGGCGCCGCACAACGGCCACAACGGCCACAGCGGCCACAACAACGCCCCAGCCAGCCGCCGUCGCCCUUCGAGAACGGCGGCCUCGGCAUGCGGCCACGCCAACGGCCACGCCAACGGCCACGCCAACGGCCACGGGAACGGCGUGCUGAACAGCGUGGUGACGUCGCCGUCCUCGGCGCCCAGCCCCAUCCCCUACAAGGGCUCGCCCAGCCCCGUCACGCCGUUCCUGCCCAGGUCCUCCGCGCCGCUCACCUUCACCACGGCUACGUUCGCGCAGACCAAGUUCGGCUCCACCAAGCUCAAGACCAACAGCAAGCGGGCCAACAGGAUGUCCCCCACGGAGUUCUCCAACUACAUCAAGCAGCGGGCCAUGCAGCAGCAGCAACAGCAGCAGAUGCACCACCACCCCGUGGGCCCCGUGGGCCACCACCACCUGCCGCCGCCGUCGCAGCUGUCCCCGCAGGGCGGCCCGGGCGGCGCGGGGCCGCACCGCUCGCUGUCGCCGUCGCUGCUCACAGACAGCUUCUUCUUCCCGUCGCAGUACCAGCAGCACCAGCCGCACCAGCAGCACCAGCAGCAGCACUUCGGCGGCCGCGGCAUGUACGACUCGAACAGCCACGGCCCCAGCCCGUUCCUGGACAUGUACUCCUCCAACAAGGGCUACUCGUCCUUCAUGGAGCACAACAGCUACUACGGCGGCUCCGGCUUCGGCUCCGGGACGCCGACUCCGGGGCCCAUCGGCUCCGGGCUGUCGGCGGGCGGCGCCGGGUCGGGCAGCCACAGCCCGGGCGUCAUCGGCGGCGGCGUGGGGUCCUCGUCGUCCUCGUCCUCGUCGCUGGGCGGCGUGGGCUCGGCGGGCGGCAGCGGCCAGGCGCAGUCCCAGGCCGAGAAGCAACUCCUGGACGGCUUCAGCAACUUCAGCCUCAGCCCGCACCCCAGCAACAGCCAGCAGUACCAACACCUGCUGGUGGCCAACUAGAGCAAGCUAGACCUGCGAGGCUAGCGAAGCGUCCGCCGGCUCGGUUACGCUUAGUAGUUGACUUAUUUUUACCUCUUUUGUAUUGUUUUUUUCCUCGUCAGUGCUUUGGGUGAAGCACCGGGGUGGAAACGUUCGGCCUGUGUACCGUUCGGUCGCGGGUUCGAUCCCCCGCAGAGGCGAGCGUUUUUCUUUCACCUGGUGUUGCACUCCCCACACUGCCCUUACCUCGUAUGUUUAUAUUUUGUUCGUCUGUUUCCUGUUAUUGUUUUUUUUUGAAAUAUUUUAAUUUUUGUUUGACUUUUGUAGGAAUUGAUUUGCCGUUUUUGUGACGACUUUUAGCUUUUUCUCGUUCGCCUUACGGAAAUGGUUUCAUAUCUGAUCUGAGUAAGCUGGUGAUUUCCUUGGGCCGUCUCUGUGUACCCGAGCGGCACGCGUUCAGUGUAAUUUAAAUAACUGUGGAUAUUAUUGUGGGUUCAUUUUUUAUUUUUGUAUCUCUUUGUAAUAAAAACCAGUGUGAAUGUGUUAUAAAAAUCAAGAUGUGUAGAAUGUAUGGAGAAUACCCGGGGAGAAAACGCAGAGCUAAUGGAAUUCUCGCGCAUCGUCAAAGACGAAUGGGUGAUGCUGGUGUGUCGAACCGCAUUCUUAGUACUGCGCCAGUGAGCAGAAAAAAAAAUUGUCCAAAAAUUAUUGAAAAGCUGUGUAAAUUUUGCUAGCAAAGUUCCUCAUUUUCUGGAUAAACUUUCCCUUUUUUCGAAAUUUAGAUGUAUUGAUUCUCCUUUUCAUUUCGUUAUUCCCGGUCUCGGCCGGAAUAUCGACCGGGCCUGCUCUGAUCGCGUCUUCGCGUUAGUUUUGCGUUUGAACGUUUUCUACCACGAUUAUUCUCACCUUCGGCAUAGGCUCAUGAAUACAGUAUUACUUUUGUAUCACAGAAACCGCCGGCUGGUUUCUUGUUCGCGAGUUUGCAGGUUAAUUUUCAACCGUACGCAAAGACACUACCUGUUAUCUGCGGCUCACGUCUCCAAACCUGUACAGAACAUUGGGCUGCAGACACCUUAGUACAAUUAUAAAUUAUCGUCUGCCAAAGGCCCCGUUGAGCGUGGAGGUGGAUUUUGUUGUAUACUGACAAUAUGGACACCGUACAAGUUCCGUACUGCGUGUCAUAUUGCGGGAAAAUGUAACCAGGAUAUAUUUUUUGUAAUAAACAACAGUUUUAUACGUUCUUUUAAAACAUAAAGUGUUAUGUCAUUUGAUAAUCUAAUUUGGGUUACGUGUAUAUGGGGAACUGAGAUUUGCGAUCUGGCCAAACAUAAAAACGCCUCAUUUUUGUUGCGUUUUGAUUUCUUUCUUUUUUUUCCUAAUAUAAUGAAACACGAGACGAGGUAAAGUCCGGUACCCCAAGCUACCUCACCGCCAGCUGAGAAGUGGCGCAUAUCGCUGGGCCACUUGUUUACCUCGCAUGUGUUGAUCGCUUAAUGACGGCUGUGGUUCGAACCUUUAAGAGCCUCUUGGAAUAAUCUCGUUCUACUGAUACAAACUAAGCUAAGUUUCAAUAAGCAUGAUGCUAGCGUAAUGGUGGGGAAUGGUGGCAUUCUUGACUCCAAAUCGGCGGCUGUGUGGAGACUGGCAGAGACCGCUGCCCGCCGGGCCUUGCCCAAGGCCUUGCCCGCCCAUCGGGCGUGUCCGAACCCAACGCGGGGCGCCACAGCCGCGUCUUACACGAGACGACAUGUAAAAUGUGCCUUGCCGCCGUUUCUUCUGAAAGUAUACUGUUUGUUAUUUUUUAAACGACUAAUAGAAAUUGGAUGUGUUUUAAAAUAAUUCUGCACGUUUAGUACUUUUUUAAGGGUAGUCGAUUGCGUAGGGGAUGUGAGGUUUUCGUUCAGCGUGGCCGAGGAGGGCGUCGGACAGUUAGGAGUCGGCUGAAUGAAGGACAACACUGUGCCUCGGCGGAGUCCGUGAGCACCUGCCAACCUCUGCAAACUUGUCUGGUGCAAAAUCUAUCAUAACAAGGAGCAUCCUUUUCUUCUUAAAUAAAUUUUUUAUUGAUUUUUGUACGAUAUAAAUAAAUGUAAUAAUAUAGUCAGUGACAAAUUAUCAGGAAGGUAGUUUUCAUAGCCAGGAGCUUUGAAAUUUCCAAAAAAAAUAUUAAAAGAGAAACAUGCCCAAAAAAAAUCAAUUCAACUAUGUGAUGACCCUUAUAGAAACAUAAAAUAAAGAUUGCAAGUGUGUUACUAUGACAAGUAUAUUUCUUAUCGUUACUCAAAUUGUUUGCUGUAUACAUUCGGUGUCUUUUUCAAAUUUAUGUAACUUACUCUGUCGGUAUUAGAUGAAAUGUUGUAUGGCCUACUUUGUGAACCACGAAUCCUUGUAUUGCACUAUUGUUAAUUAAGACUUGGGCUGCUCUGAGUUCUUUCAUGGACUGAGGGUACUUGGUGUUGUGGGGCAGAGCAGAGGGGACACUGCCCAGAUCAUUCAAAAAUGAUUCCAGACUCCCCCGCGGAGACGACUAGAACGAACCCGACGCGAUGUCCCCAAGGUUGCGAAUCCCUCGCUCGAACCUCGCUUGCCGGUCCUGUUGGUCCAGUCCCUAUUCGCCUCGUGAGGCUCGUGAGACGGGCCAGUAGCACUGAGAUACGCUUCGUUGGUGUUUCGCUUUUUUCGAAUCGCAUCCAAAAUGUAUUAUGUAUACCUAUUUCCCUAUCUUGCGAGUUGUAGUUGUAUUGCCUUUCUCAGAGGCCUUCAUCGCGUAGACAAAAAACAAAAGUAUUAGUAAAUGUUUUCGAAAUUGUAGGCAUAAAAAGUUAUCUACAUGAACGUAGACUCGUGUUUUGGAUCUUGAUCUUUAUGUAUACAUAUAUCUAUAUAUAAAACCUAUACGUUUAGAUGUUUACUCGUUGUGUACAUUCGGUUUGAUAUCUUCCGGGCCGGUUCAAAGUUUAUCGAGAUGGAAGUGCAGUCAUGCUUUGUGUUCAGAUUCAUCCCGGUGAUAUGGAAAGAUUUCUCAGGGUGCCCGGAUACCUUUGAACGAACGCCCCGUAGCCCUUGGGGCCUUCGGUUUAGCUUCCAGACAGGCGACCUGUACACUAGCAGUACGGCAGAUCCUCCCGACGCUUUCAGGCCGCAGCUGCAUUAGGUCUAACUCCUUCCAUGCACCCAGAGAGAGUUUUUAGUCCUGUAGCUUCGCGGGUAACUGUCCCAUUCCGAACCUUCCAUGAUCGGGUACAGAACGCCAAGGCAUAAUUUAUGUAAUUUACACUGACUUACUUAAAAUAAUAUACCAAAAAAAUGUACUGUGACAGAGCCACCGGGCUAAAAUAUCUUUCAGAUCAUUGAUAUUUGAGUUCCUUCUCUUUAAGUGGAUUGUUGAUUUUUUUCCUUAUGCAAGUUACAGAGCAACAGUAAGGGAUACCUAUUAAGUUAAACCAAAGUGAAUAGUGACGUUACGUUACCUAAAUUUAUUAACUUUCAAACUGAUUGUAGUUUUUACGCCAUACGCUCAGUGAGUGUAUAUAAUAUAUUAAAUACUUUUUUACGUGUUCUAUUAUUUUUCCAACUGUUCAAUGAAUAUAUUUAUAUAAAGUGACUCACAGUAUGUCCAGCAGGAUUACAAAUUUUUAUAUCAUUAAAUUUGUACAUUAGUAUUUUUCUACAGUGCUUAGUUUCUAGGAAAGUUCAUAGACUUUUGUUGCUUUCAUUUUUGUUGAUUUAAUUCUUUUACGUUUUUGUAUUCAAGUUUUUAUAGAUUAUAUAAUUUUUAUUAAAUUUUUAUUUUUGUUGUUUGUAACUCUUAUGGUUUUGUCAUCUUGAACCUGUUUGAAUCUUUCACCAGACUAGUCGUCUUUCUUAACAAUUUGGAAUAUGGGGGAAGGCCGUGGAGGAAGGGGGAGGGGGGCGCGUCUGUCUUGGUCUGUCGCCAGCAGAGAGCCAUGCAUGAGUCGAGACAUGAGCGGGCAACAACAGGAACGUGCUUUCGUCUUUCACGCAAUAAAGGUAGGGGGGUUUGCGGUGGUGUGCCGCACCUUUGGAACUGAAAUGCUUAACUAGAUACACCCAUUGGAUGGAAUCCAGCCACGCUUGAAGCUCCGCUGUGAUUGGCUGUGAUAGGCGCAGUGACGUCAGUCAGUGUGAUUGUGGGUCCUCUCGAACUGUGUAGGCUGUGGUGGACGGAGCAAGAAGCCUGAUGCGCGAAGGAACUGUUAGCUGCCACCCCGUAGCGAAGUUGCUAACUUUUUUUUGGCCAUCGUCUGUAAUAUUCUCUUGAAAACAUUUAUAUUUUGUAUUUUUUUAAACGUCUCUUAACUAUUUAAACUUAUUUGAUGUGCUGUGCGGAUAAGAAUGCACUUGUUAAUCCCAUCAUGUAAGGCUUUUCGGAGUGUAAAGAUACGUGUUGUAUAGUCAUCUGUAAAUCUGUAAUUUCGUGAAGUGCAUGGUCAUUUCGUUCGUUUUUUACUUUUGUUAGAAAACCCGUACAAACUCCCUCAUUUCAUCGCUCUAUGACAUUUUGUAUUUUCGAUUUUUCUUAUUGUUAACCGCUUUUAGAUAUUGCAAUUUUUUCAUCUGCGUAUGUAUUCGAUCCUCUGUAAUUUGGUUUAUGUGUUUUCACUUUUUUUUACCAAAUCUUUAUAUUCGUGUUGAAACGUUUAGAGCGUUUUCAGUUCCAUAACAUAUUUUAUCUUUUAUACCCUAAUUAUUACGAUUUCACGUCUGUUUCUUACUGUGUAUCUGGAAAUAAAAUCAUAAGUAUUGUCACGGAA